This is a messenger RNA of Oryzias melastigma (Indian medaka), 1175 nucleotides long. Its product is annotated as plexin-C1. Gene Ontology annotation, biological process: negative regulation of cell adhesion; regulation of GTPase activity; semaphorin-plexin signaling pathway involved in axon guidance. Gene Ontology annotation, cellular component: semaphorin receptor complex. Gene Ontology annotation, molecular function: protein binding; semaphorin receptor activity. The record is from RefSeq and is a predicted model, not a curated record. Lineage: Eukaryota; Metazoa; Chordata; Actinopteri; Beloniformes; Adrianichthyidae.
CAGAGCGCAGUGACAUGCACACCGGAGUCACUUGUGGAUCUAAGAGUCGGGGCUGCCAGUUCUGCUUCAACAUGAUCCUGCUCCUCUCUCUGCUUCUUCCCCUCUGGGUAGAACCUGCUGUGUGUCUGGAAGACAACACAACUUUCACUUUUGAAGGAAACAUGCGACACCUGGCCGUGGCUCCUGACGGAGUUUACAUCGCCACGGAGGAGAAACUCUACCAGCUGAGCCACAACCUCACACUGCUGCACUGUCUGACUCUGAGGGGUUUGUCAGGUGGGGAGGUGCAGGGACCUGCGUCGCUUUAUUGUGCCUCAAAAAGAGAACUAUGGAAAUCAAAAUUCACUGUCAACGUGCUCUUGCCUUUUGUGACCAAUAAAACUCUGCUCAGCUGCGGCGUGGUAGACAACUCACAAGGCUACUGUGAAGUUCUGGACCUGAAGAACAUUUCUAAACUUCUGCACAGUGAACUGAUCCAGGUGGGGUCACUGGCGCACAGCAGUGCAUCCAUCAGCCUCCUGGUGGAACUGGAGAAAAACCCACCUCAGACGAAAACGUAUAUUCUGACUGCCAUAGAGUCCAAUGAAAAUCUAAAUGAUGUUUCUGAUUCAAAGACAAUUAAUCUGCAGAACACACUGGAAUCUCAGUCUGGAGGAAUAUUUUCUCUUUCUGGGGAACACGGCUCAACUCCAGUAAUUAAAAAUAAAGAUAGUGUAGAGUUUGUAGAUGGCUUUCAGAUCAACAAAACAAUCUAUAUCCUCUGCAACGUCUUGGUCAAAACAAACAAAGUCCGUCUUGUUUGGCUUAAAGCCUCUACAAGUAAAUCAGGAACUCUGGGAUCUCUGGAAGCCGUUACGCUCAUUGAAGGCAGCAGACUGCUGGCCUCCUCGGUUGUCCCAGGUGGAGAGCAGGUGCUUUGGAGCGGGGUGUUCUGUACGGACCGAGGACAGACCAACACCCAGCUCGUCCUGUUUGACAUUAGCCCUCCUGCCAACAAUAAUCCUGAUAAGGAACCAGAUUUCUACUACAAGGAUCCACCCAAUCAUCAGCAGGAAAAGAAGCGGGGAGGUAAGACUGUUCUCUACAAGCAGAACAGCAUGACGUCUGUUCUGGCUGUGAGACAGAAGAACUGGAUUGUUUUCUUUGUCGGGACGGCGGAUGGACAGCUCAUUAAG